GCCGGGGGAGGGGCCCGCUGCAGGAGGCGCCUCCGGGGGAGCUACCCAGGCCAGGCCAGGGUCCGGACGCUCCGAAGCCCGCAGGGAUGGCGCUGGCAGCUGCUGCGGCAGCUGCGGCAGCGGGAGUGAGCCAAGCGGCCGUGCUGGGCUUCCUGCAGGAGUGCGGAGGCAAGGUGCGCAACUCGGAGCUCGUGAGCCGCUUCAAGCCGCUGCUGGACGCGGGGGACCCCGGCGGCCGGGCUGCUCGCAGGAGAUGUUUCAAGCAAUUCGUCAACGACGUGGCGGUGGUCAAAGAGCUGGACGGGGUCAAGUUCGUGGUGCUGCGCAAGAAGCCGCGCAUCUCCUGCGCCCCACCGCCCGCGCCCCCGACGCCGCCCGAAGCCGCUGGGGACCAGCUCCCCCGGGACCCGCCGACCUCCACGGCCCAGGAGCCGGCAGCGGACCCUCUGGCUGAGCCGCCACUGCAAGCGUCCUCCGAUCCAGCCGCUGCCCAGGAGCACGCGUCUCCGUCCCCGCCGUCGCUGGAGCUGCCCCCGACCCCGCCGUCGCUGGAGCUGCCCCCGACCCCGCCGUCGCUGGAGCUGCCCCCGUCCCCAGACCUGGAAGAAGGAGCCGCUGCCGCCGCCCCCACCGCAACUCCAGCCCUGCCGUCCGGGCACACGCCCGCGGCCCCUCCACAGACCCCGGCGGCGCCCGGAGAGCUGGCCCCGCUCCAGGCGCGGAAGCCCUGCAUGCUGCCUGUCCGCUGCGUCCCGUCGGUGGUCCGCGUCCGGACUGAGGAGCAGGGCCUGCGGCGGCAGCUGUCGGAAGAGCCGGCGGUGGCAGCUUCGUCCCUGCUGCUCGUGCCCGGGGACUCCCCGCGGCUGCGUCGGCGGCUCUCGGUGGAGGAGCCGGGCCUGGGUCUCGCACUCGGGGGCGGCCGGUCCCCUCACCUCCGGCGCCUGUCCCGGGCCGGCCCGCGCCUGCUAAGCCCCGAGGUCGAGGAGCUGCCUUCCGCCGUCCCCCAGCCGCCGCCCACCGUGCCCUUGGAGCCAGCCGAGCACGAGUGGCUGGUGAGAGUGGCCGGCGGCCGCUGGACUCACCAGCUUCACGGACUGCUGCUGCGGGACCAGAGCCUGGCGGCCAAGCGCGACUUCAUGUCCGGAUUCACGGCCCUGCACUGGGCCGCCAAGAGCGGCGACCGCGAGAUGGUGCUGCAGCUGGUGGAAGUGGCGCGCCGCGGGGGGGCGCCCGUCGACGUGAACGCCCGCUCGCAUGGCGGCUACACCCCCUUGCACCUGGCGGCCCUGCACGGGCACGAGGACGCGGCCAUCCUGCUGGUGGAGCGCCUCGGCGCGCAGGUGCUGGUCCGGGACCAUAGCGGGCGGCGCGCCUACCAGUACCUGCGGCCCGGCGCCUCGUACGCGCUGCGUCUGUUGCUAGGCGACCCCGCCCUCCGCGGCCCGGCCGAGCACGACGGCCGCGCCAAGCGGCCAGUGCAGGUGGCCGCCUCCAUCCUCAGCUCCACCACCAGCGCCUUCCUGGGCGUGCUGGCCGACGACCUGAUGCUGCAGGACCUGGCCCGCGGCAUCAGGAAGUCCGGCUCCUUCAGUAAGUUCCUGGGGGCCUCCCCCAUGGUGCCCCGAAAGAAGGCCAAGGCCAGACCGGUCCUCCCGGCCUUCCCUUCUGCUUCCACCCAGGCCUCCAUCGCGGGGUCCAAGCGCCGGCCGGGCACUGAGCUCUUCCAGAGCCAUUAGCCCUGCGUUGUGUCACAGUCGCAGGUCUGGCCACCACUGCCCGGCCUGCCACCCCAUGUCAUCCAUACCUGGUCCCCACUGCUCAGUCUCACCUUCUUCCACCCAAACCCCCAAUCUAGGCCUCCAUAGGGUGCUGGGGGAGGCCAUCAAUUCAUGCCUGAAUCUCCUGCGAGUGUCAGAUCCUCAGAGAAUUCACUAAUCAUUCAAAAAAUUCAGUUCGCAUUUAUAACUGCCCCUGGGUACUAAGGGUGAAAGGUUAAAAAGGGCAACAGCUGGUCUAGUCCCUUAACUGAAUAACUCAAUGUUUGUUGGUACCCUAUAUGCCAUACUCCUAGGCCAAAAUCAGUGACAUGGUGUAAACGUUUUGGGGUCAGUCCAUGUCAUCUGGCCCUGUGAGGUGUGACAGGUUGACAAUUCAAUUGUAUUUUGUUCUUAAAUGAAGAGGAGAAUCCGUAUUUUAUAAUGGUCUGCCUUUUUUGAAAUAGUGUUUAUUCUUUUUUUUAGGCAAGGUCUUCAUUAAGUUUUUUUUAACCACAUGGUUAACAUUUUAAAUACCAUUUUGAAGAAGAGCAGAUAUAAAACAAAUGUGUUCUAGCCAUCUGAAACUCCUGAAUUUUUUACCUACCUCAUUUUAGAAAACCUGGCUCAGAGCAGCCACUGUGACCAAUGUGAAUGUAAUUCCAGUUGUACUGUGAAUAUGAAAUGGGAUUCUUCUUGCAAGGACAUUUUAUACCUUAAAAAGAAGCAACGCCCAGAUAUUUGCUAGUGGAACAUAGAGCUAAUUAUUAAAGAGGGAGUUUUAUGCAGUGGUUUUCCCUUGAUUUUUAUGGUCCUAUUUAAAUGACUCAUGUACAUGAAAUAUAAAUGAGGCAUUUGACACCCAUGAGUUCACUUUUUUUGUAUGAAAUAUUUUUAAUGUUUUUAAAAAAUCCUGUGAUAUAUCUAGCAUCUUUGUGCCAUACUUUUGAAUCUGUGAAUCUGAUGUCUUGUUUUGAGCCUUACAGAUGUUUGUUUGUUGACAUUAUACAAUAUGGCAUGCUAAAUAUUUAAAGAAAACAGUAAAACAGCAUUCCAACUGAAAAGCAACUUGUUAAUUAUUAAUGUCUACACAUAAGGAAUGACUUGUGAAUUUAGGCUUUGAACAAACAAAGGAUAUAGUACCAGUUUUAAUAGGUUGUAUGAAAGAAAACAUUCUAAAAUAUCAGUGCAUCUAUUUGCUCAGUGAUCUUGGGCUUCUGUUUCUUCAUAUGUAAAAUGAGGGGGUUGUGAUAAGUGUUCUCUGCUCAUUUCAAGCUCUAAGAUUUUAUGAUUGCAAUGGAGUCUUUUUCUAAUUAUAAAGGUACCUAGGCAACCUUUUUCAAUCGAGUGAUGUUCCCAUUUCUACAGGUUGUCUUAGUGUCAAAGGAAUAGACUAGUUUUCUUUUGUAAAAGGUUGUCUCUUUUCCUUAAGACACAUUCUAGGGGGGCAUUUGAAACUGUUUGGAAUGUUUUUAUUCUGGAGUAAAUUAAACAAUACUUCCUCUUUUC
This is a messenger RNA of Phascolarctos cinereus (koala), 3263 nucleotides long. It is a transcript of the gene SOWAHA, whose product is annotated as sosondowah ankyrin repeat domain family member A. The record is from RefSeq and is a predicted model, not a curated record. Lineage: Eukaryota; Metazoa; Chordata; Mammalia; Diprotodontia; Phascolarctidae. Gene Ontology annotation, molecular function: protein binding.